Tetrahymena thermophila SB210 is the source of this 3093-nucleotide messenger RNA. Its product is annotated as AAA domain protein. Lineage: Eukaryota; Ciliophora; Oligohymenophorea; Hymenostomatida; Tetrahymenidae. The transcript has 4 exons. Gene Ontology annotation, cellular component: nuclear RNA-directed RNA polymerase complex. Gene Ontology annotation, molecular function: helicase activity. Gene Ontology annotation, biological process: regulatory ncRNA-mediated heterochromatin formation. The record is from RefSeq and is a predicted model, not a curated record.
AUGCCUCAUAAAAAUAACUCAUAUUCUACUAUAAACAAUAGAAACAUUUUUUAGUUAUUUUAAUAAGAAAGCAAUAGCCUUUAAAAUAGUUCAACAGAUGACGAUAAUGAUGAGAUAUAAAAUAAUUCUAUGGAAAGCGAAGAAGAAUAAAGUUCAAUUGAGUCAGAUUCUAAUUCUGAGAGAGAAUUUUAGUCUGAAAAUUACAUUGAUUUUCCAGAUAUGAACCUAUUUUAAAACUCUAAAGGGUAGGUUUUACCUAUUCCAGAAGAUUAUUUAUUCAAUGAUUCGCAAACCUAUUAAAAAACAAUGAAUAAAUUAGAAUAAGAAAGAUUCUUCAAAACAAUAAGACAUUCUUUGAGGGAAAAUGUUUUUAAGGAAACAAAUAAAUUGAAAAAUAAAAGAGAAGAGUCAACUUAUGAUAGUUUUCAAUGGAUUUAAGAAUACUAAGUAAUUGAUAUAGAGUUCAAUUAAAAUGGGCUAAUAUUAAUUGUAAGUGCCUCAAUGAAAAUAUAAAGGUAUUAGUAGAAGUAGUGGGAAACCUUACCAAACCAAAUUAUGAUUUUUGUAAACAAGUAAUCGAAAAAGUAUUUUGUUGGAAAAAUAGUUACCUCAAAUCAAAAGUAGCAGAUUCUUCCUUUUGAAAGUAAAAAACAAGAUGAAUCUAGUUUAUAAAAGAAUGAAAACUUGAACCUUCUUAUAGAAAAUACUCUUUAAAAAUAAAUCGAUAAAAAAAUAGCAGAAUACGAGGAGAUUUAGAAAGUAAAGAAUAUCUUAAGAGAAAAUAAUGAGGAUUUCGAUAUUAUCAACUUGAAUUAAACAUUUGAAAUCAAAAUGAAUGUGCUAAGUGAUAUCAAGGAGUUCUUAGUCAACAUCAGUUAGAUUAAUAAAAAUUAUAUUCUGCUUACUCCUCAUGAGUACUGGUUUUAAACACAAUAAAGCUUAAAUUGCUAAUUAAAAUUUGCUUAAUUGAAACAAAUUUAAUUUGAGGAUCAAACAGUUAAUGGUUAAAAAGGAGAAUCAAAGUUUCCAUAAUACAGUUUUUUAAAUUGGGGAGAUGGUUUAGAAAAAUCAUAAAUUCAGUUGAUAAAAAAAGAAAUAUAUAAAAAGAAAGAUUUGUUAGACUCAUACCAACUUGAAGCAUUGCAAUAUGCUCUUAAUAACCAAAACGCUGUGAUUUAAGGACCACCAGGAACAGGAAAAACAUUCUUAGCAAGCCACAUAAUCCAUACCCUAUAAAUUCUAAAAAAUAAGUUUUGCAAUAAACCCAUUUUAAUUAUAAGUAAAAAAAACAUUUCUCUUGAUUAGCUUCUAUAGAAUUUAGAAAAAAUAGACCCAGAAAUAAAACUUCUAAGACUGGGAUAUUAAACUGAUUUUAAUGAAAUGAAAAAAUAUACUGUUCAAGGAUAAGGAGGUCCAUUAAAGUUUUAAAUAUACGAAGAAGGAUAUUAAUUAAUCGAUAAAAAGCUCUAAAGUUACUUAAAAAGAAAUUAAUAUUAAGAUAGUUAAUCAGUAAAUAACUCUCAAUUAGAUGAAAGUGUUCAUAAUUAAAAUUUUAUAAAAGAAUAAGAAAUUGAAAUUUUUCUUUAAGAAAUGAGAAGCUAUGAAUAGUCUAAUUUGAAAAAUUAUGUAGAAUAAGAGAGAAAACACUAAUAAAGAUUAUCUCGCUUCAUGAAAAAAUUUCAAUUUAUUGGUAUGACUCUUACUGGCUAUCACACUUAUUUUGAAGCCUUGUAGCUUCUGGGAGCAGAAAUAAUUGUUGUAGAAGAAGCUAGUGAAAUUAAUGAAAGUGAAUUUUUCCCUAUUUUAACUCCAAAUGUAAAACACUUAAUUUAGUUUGGAGAUCAUUAGUAACUUAAACCGCUUAUCAGAAAUACAUCAUUAAUAAGGGAAUUUAACUACGGAAUGUCUUACUUUGAAAGACUAAUAAAAGUGAACAAAAUUGAUUAUGUUACUCUCUACUAGUAAAAAAGAAUGAGACCUGAGUUAGCAAACUUUACUAGGUUAUUUUAUGGUAAUAAAUAUAAAGAUGAUAAAGUUGUUAAUUAAAGGAGUUGUGCUACAGAAUUAUCGACCGUUGGUGUGUAUCUUGUUCCUCAUACUUAUUCAGAUUAAAGAAUGAGUGAAGGCUCAUACGUAAACCAAUUUGAGGUAUAUUAUAUUGAGCGUUUGGUUAAGAAAAUAUUUGAAAUUAAAAAAUAAAAUCACAAAGAAAAAUAUGAGUAAAAAAAUAUAACAAUCCUGUCAAUGUAUAGAUCUUAAAAAGAGCUUAUUCAAAGUAAACUUAAAAAUUUAGUGAAUAUACAAAUAUUUACUGUUGAUGAAUUUUAAGGAAAUGAGAAUGACAUUAUAAUUCUUUCUUGUGUUAGAUCAAACAAAAACAAUGAAUGUGGUUUUGUAACUCAACCUCAUAGAAUUAAUGUAGCGUUUUCAAGAGCUAAAAUAGGUUUAUUUUGUAUAGGAAAUUUUGAAAUGUACAGUAAAAAAUGCCAAAAAUGGUAAGAAAUUGUUAAGCUUAGUCUCAAUUAAUGUUCAUAUGGUGGAAUUAAUUAAAUGCCAUUAUAUAAAGAAAUUGAUAAAUUAACUUAGUUUUAGUUCGAAGUAAAUUUCUAUAGAAAAGGCUAAUAACAAUAAAAUAUUUGCAAUCUUUGCUAUUAAAAAUCUCACAUAGGAUUUUGUUAUUAAGCUCAUUAAGAUAUCACUUUUUAUGAUCAUUUUUUAAAGAUAUUUGAACAUAACUUUCAAAAUGUCUAAUAAGAAAAAACGUUAAUAGCUGAUGACUAAUAGGAAAGAUAAAUUAAUUUGUAUUAAAAUUUAAAUAUAAGUUAAAUUAAUAACUACGAAGCAGCUAACUCAGAAAGUUAAUCAGAAAUUGAUUAAUUAUUAUAAAAUAUGGAAGAAAAAAAGGAAGAUAAAAAUAUAAACCAAAACAAAAUAUAAAAUAGAAAAAAUGAAAAAUAUUUUUUAAUAGAUGACGAAAAAGAAAACUCUUUUUAAAGUUCAAAAAAAUAAAAAUAAAAAUUUAGCAAAAAGCCUAAGAAAUAAAUGCUCAAUUAAACUUAAAAUCUAUCAAUAAAUUAAAAUAAUUCAAAAUGA